GUGGAGUCAAUAAGUUUGUUGCGCCGGCAUUUUGUACAUUCAGCGUGGUCGAAAGAGAGUUGGUUCCUCCGUGAAGCGAUUUUUAUAAAUAAUCGCGGAGAGGUUUCUCAUUCCUAACAACAGAUAUCUUUGUCAAGAUAACAAAUAGAAUUUUCUCUGUAAAAAGAUGGCUGAUGAAGUUAAUCCAAGAGCAUACCCUUUAGCGGAUGCAACAUUGACUGCGAAAAUCCUUAAUUUGGUUCAGCAGGCAAUGAAUUACAAACAAUUAAGGAAAGGAGCCAAUGAAGCAACAAAAACGUUAAAUCGUGGUCUAUCAGAAUUCAUUGUAAUGGCUGCAGAUGCAGAACCUUUAGAAAUUCUAUUACAUUUGCCACUGUUAUGCGAAGAUAAGAAUGUUCCAUAUGUAUUUGUAAGAAGUAAACAAGCAUUAGGUCGUGCUUGUGGAGUAUCUAGACCUGUUGUUGCUUGUUCAGUGACUGUUAACGAAGGUUCACAACUAAAGCCACAAAUUCAAGCGAUACAACAAGAAAUCGAACGACUUCUAGUUUAAGUUAUUAGUACCUGAUUUAAAAAAAACAAACAUUCUUCAAGUUUUAACUUUAUAGCACAGUUUAUAUUUUCUCACAAAAAGUUUAAAGUAUUCUUAAAAAAUUCAACUACAUGCAAUUCAUGUGAAAUGUUAUAUGUAUCAUCUUCAUAAUAAAACUAAUAACAAUAAAUUGACUAUUAUUCAUAAAGUUAAAUGAACUAUAAUAA
Nomia melanderi (Alkali bee) is the source of this 756-nucleotide messenger RNA. It is a transcript of the gene hoip, whose product is annotated as NHP2-like protein 1 hoip. Gene Ontology annotation, cellular component: nucleolus; ribonucleoprotein complex. The record is from RefSeq and is a predicted model, not a curated record. Lineage: Eukaryota; Metazoa; Arthropoda; Insecta; Hymenoptera; Halictidae. Gene Ontology annotation, biological process: ribosome biogenesis. Gene Ontology annotation, molecular function: RNA binding.